Messenger RNA from Nematocida major, 471 nucleotides. RefSeq lists its product as uncharacterized. The coding region runs from base 1 to 471 and encodes 156 amino acids. NCBI's taxonomy places the organism in Eukaryota, Fungi, Microsporidia. The record is from RefSeq and is a predicted model, not a curated record. The transcript has a single exon.
AUGUACACUGCAGAAACCCGAAUAUUCUCCAUAAAGAAGUUUCUUCUGCUGGGGAGUGCUGUUUUUCUCUUCGUAUGCGCGCUUUCGUGCGGAGGAUAUGCUAUGAUAUCUCGGAGAAAGGCCAAGCAGAGCGCUAGGCAGUCUUCUCCCCCUGCAGAGCCUUUGAAGAAAGCAGCGGCGGCGCCAACGCCCGGCACAGCCUCCGCGUGCAGCAAGCGCGUGCUAAAAAGACAGGCCGAGAAACCCCAGAAGGCUGAGGGCCCUAACGAUUUGAACUCCGAGAAAUGGAAACAGUUCAACACCAGAUACAAAACCAAAAACAACUGCAGAAGCAAGUCUAAGAAAAGAAAAAAAAGAAGCUUCCAACGAGCAGAAGGAAGCGAGUACGACUCAGACGAAAUAAGCUGCUACAGCUCCACGCAGAUGCAUAUAUACAUGGUGUGCACAGAAAAACCCCAACCCCCCGAAUAG